AUGAAAACUACCUCGUCUCCUGGAAAUAUGGAGAAUUCCAAAUUAGAACAGUUACUUGUUGUCUCAGGAGAAAUUGCCCCUAACACAGAAGUCGCCAUUGUUCCCAAAACCCCUUCUAAGCCAUCGACUGAGAAAAGUGUGAAAGUUGUCAGUAAAAAUCAAUCUGUUCCAUCAUCAUUAUCUACACCUCUUUCUCCUAAUAAUCCUACUUCUAUCAUUAGUAGUAAACCAUCAAAUAUAGCUUUUAAUUUGACAAGAAAUCAAAUUGCGAUAGGUUCAACUGUAUCAUCAUUAGUAAAUUCUGCAUCAGUUUCAAAUGUCAAAGAUGAUCCAAACACUACUACUGGUAAUCUAUUCGUAAAAUCUACUUUAUUUAAACCGCAAACACCAUCAUCAUUGCUGAUCGUGAGUUCAUCUAGUGGCGGUGCUUCUAUAGCUCAAUCGUCUGCACCAUUUGACCUAAACAGUUCUAAAGUCACUAAUCUAGUUUUCCAAAAUAUUGAACCUACUAUCACUACGACUAAUAAUUCUAUUAUAACAUCUAAUCCAGUUAUUCAUACUAACAGUUCAUUGUUCAAUCCUUUAGUUAUUCCUAAACCUAUUGUCAUUAAUCCAUCGAAUGAUUUCAAUAAUGCUUCACCAUUUAACUUGCCUCAAACUACUACUGUUUCUUUUAAAUCACCUGGACUAUCAUCACUUUUACCAACUCCAGUAUGUGGUAGUUCAGGUAUAAUGUUUGGGUCUGGACAAAGUCAAGUUAUCAGUACUGCCACUACCAAUACUGCGAUAAGUUCUUCAUUAAGUUCUCUUUUCACUGGUAUACCAUUGAGCACUACAAGUACAAUAAUUACAAAUUCAAAUACUACAACAAAGUCCAAUGUUACAUUCAACAGUAGACCAUUAUUCGGUGCACCAAAUUUGGUUACAGCCACUACUGUUGUUUCAUCAACCUGCAGCACUGGUACAAAUAUCUUUUUGUUUGGCAAUGCAAAUCAGUUGUCUUUCUUCGAUUAA
Molecule: messenger RNA, 1014 nt
Organism: Schistosoma curassoni
Lineage: Eukaryota; Metazoa; Platyhelminthes; Trematoda; Strigeidida; Schistosomatidae
Source: the annotation of a GenBank genome assembly